Messenger RNA from Solea senegalensis (Senegalese sole), 1322 nucleotides. RefSeq lists its product as uncharacterized. Lineage: Eukaryota; Metazoa; Chordata; Actinopteri; Pleuronectiformes; Soleidae. The record is from RefSeq and is a predicted model, not a curated record. The coding region runs from base 298 to 771 and encodes 157 amino acids. The transcript has 3 exons.
ACCAGCUUCUCCUCCUCAGGACGUGAGGAGACCACUGAGGAACACAUCCAUUUAUUAAGUUCCGUUUCACAUCAUUUAUAUCCUCCCCCUCGUCUCUGUGCCUGAGUGUCUGCUGAGCUGACUGACUGCCUGGAUGGUUGGCUCCCUCUCUCACUCUACACUCACUGGCAGUUUACUCACACUCUGCGUGCGCGCUUCGCUGAGACUGCAGUGGAGAGAGACACUUGCGAUGCAAAAGCUCUGAAGAAGUGGGAUCUCUGCAAGAUUUCUCUCUGUGUGUUUUUGGUGGAAUAUUAGAUGAGAGCAGAGGAAAUCUUUGGCUCUCUCGCUCCUCUCGCACUGACCACUGACCAUCACUCCUGUGCUGCAUCCAUGACUUUACAUACCCGGCUGGUGUACGGGCUUGGAUUUAUAUUGGUUUUGGCACUUUGCUUGGCACAAGUCCAGGGGCUGCAGUGCUAUGGCUGCAACAUCAUCCAGGGUCAGAGGUACGUGGACGUGGGCUGCUCUAACCCAGAGGUCAUCACCUGCACCCACUCACACAAAGGCUUCAAACACCGCUUCUGCAUUAAGACAGAGAGCACGGCCCUGGGUAUUGUCCUGACCAGUGGCUGUGCCACAUCUAGACACUGCCAGCAACAAGAGCUGCCAGGGGUGCGCAUCCACUGCUGUGACUCCGACCUAUGUAACAGCACCCCCUCCUGGCAUCCAAGCACACUCCACUAUAUAUGUGCUGUGUUUAGCCUCCUGAUGCUGAGGAUGUGGUUGUGAUGAGGGGUCAUUUUGGAGAGGAACAAAACAGCACUGGACUUUGAGAGGAACAUUUUGUACGAAACAAACUCAAAAAUCUAUUCUCUUAGCUGUACGUGUAUAGGGCUAAAUAAGAGCGUGGUGUCACAGGUGAGCACCUUCACAUGAUGAUGAAGCAUGUUGCUGUCAUCGGUGAAUUUAUUGUGCACAUCCACUUACUCAAAUUUAGCAAAAAGUGUAUAAUAGGUCAUUUUGUUGCCAUAAAAGGAAUAGAUUUAUUCAGAUCAUAUAUGUUAGCUCAUAUAAAACUCUACAAGUAAAGACAAAUGCACUGACUUCAGUUUUAUAAAUGUUCUAAUCCACUUUACAUUGAGACCAAAAUCCAUUUUAUCUUCAAAGGAGUUUAUUAUCUUUGUGUGCAGCAUGUUCUUUUAAAGUCACAAACUGUUCUCCUGGCUGAGCUUGGGAACAUGCACUGCAUGUGGUUUUGUCUAUGAUAGUAAGACAUAAUGUACAGUGAAAGCAUGUAAUGUUGUGAAUUGUUGUAUUAAAACAUUUCAUAUUUUUCAAAA